Syngnathus acus (greater pipefish) is the source of this 1254-nucleotide messenger RNA. It is a transcript of the gene mrgbp, whose product is annotated as MRG/MORF4L binding protein. Lineage: Eukaryota; Metazoa; Chordata; Actinopteri; Syngnathiformes; Syngnathidae. The coding region runs from base 351 to 971 and encodes 206 amino acids. Gene Ontology annotation, biological process: regulation of transcription by RNA polymerase II. The transcript is spliced from 5 exons. Gene Ontology annotation, cellular component: nucleus; NuA4 histone acetyltransferase complex. The record is from RefSeq and is a predicted model, not a curated record.
UUGGAAUGGAAACUAUUCUGAAGGUAGAGAGUGGAUGGCGGUAAUGCCCCGUUUGUCAGGCGGUAAACUGCCAAAAAACAAGAAAGAAGAAGCAGCAAAAGAAGAAGAAGACGAAGAAGAAGACUGUAUUGUUACGAGUGAACAACCAGCUCUGUCCCAAGAUGGCCGCCGUGUGAUGACGCUCCAUAUUGGCUCACAGCGCUCGUAAACUAUGUAUAUAUCUAUGGUCGGAAAAUUGUGACUUGCCACUUUACUUGAAUACAGCAGCACAAGAAGAAGCUUGUACUUCCGACCGGGCUCAAACCAAAUAUACGACCGUACUCGCCGGUCUUAUCUUCGUUGUCUUGACGAUGGGGGAGGCCGAAGUGAUACAGAACCAAGCCGACGAGAAGCCCUCGGACGCGUCUUCUGUACCCGGCGAGGAGUCGGUGGUGUGGAGUCAUGAAGUGGAGGUCUGCCUCUUCCACGCCAUGAUCGGACACAAGCCUGUCGGAGUAAACCGUCACUUCCACAUGAUCUGCAUCCGAGACAAGUUUAGUCAGAACAUUGGCCGCCAGAUAUCCUCUUCUGUCAUCUGGGAUCAUCUUGGAAGCAUGUAUGACAUGCAAGCACUGCAUGAGUCAGAGAUCUUGCCCUUUCCAAACUCUGAGAAAAGUUUCUUUCUGCCUGAUGACAUCAUCCAGGAAGUGAAGGAAGGCAAGCUGUGCUUGGAGGAGGAGCCUAAGGAGGAGCUAGAGCUGGAGCGAGAGCAGCCUACAAUGCACGAAGAAGGAAGUAACUCCUCGCUCAAAAUGUCAGAGCGAACAAGCAGCAGCCGUGACAAGGAGAAGGGUAGCGUUGAUGUUGCAGCUACAGGAGGAGGAUCAGGUGGGAAGGAAGCAGAGAAGAGGAAGAGGAGUCGUGCCACAGAGAAGCUCUUGUCAUCGUCCAAUCCUGCCAGCCCCGGAGGAGCCAAGAGGAGACGCACAUGACUGGUCACAUGAAGAACUGGUGUGUUUCUCGUCAUGACCUUCUUUUGGCGACUGGAGGUCAGAACUCGGUUGCCCUCUGAAUUCUUACUAGCUGACAGAAUGUUGAAGACCAUAACGCUGAGUGCACAGGAAAAGGACACUUGGCGGUCGUAUAUAAUUUAUGUCUCUAAAUUGACGGCGUCCUGCUUUUCUGUCGCUGGAUUGGAGUGACUAUUCACUAUUUACAUUGCUGUUUUUUGUCAACAAGCAGAUGAUGCUUGUUAUUAAAUAGAUGUCAAACACA